UUCAUUUCAUACGAUUCUAGCUCAGGGAAAUGAAGUGUUCAAUUGUUCUGCUGGUAGCAUGUUGCAUUCAAAAUAUAUUAUCGGAUAAAGUCAAAGUUGUAAUGUAUUCUGAUCAAGAAGAUUCUAGAAUGGAUGAAGAAGAAAGUCCACACACAGAAGCAUGGGAUUAUAAAAAGAAGGUGGAAAUAACGAUGUUACCGUUUUUAAAGAAAGCACACAGGCACGUAGAAGAAAAGCAAAUCCCGUAUGAAGAAGAGAAGUCAACUACAGAGAAACCUCGACAAAUACAUCCGAAUGAAAUGAUUUUCCCAUUGAUCUAUCGUCAAAAUCACAUCAAUAGCAUGUUCAAAUUUGGUGAGAAUUGGUAUACGUGGUCCACAGAAAAACGAACUGAUGGUUCCAAGGCAAUUAAUUAUUAUAUUUGUUACGAGGAGCCGAAACAUUGUGAUGAAGUCGGAUGGGAACGAACGGAUUCCAUACCAAAAUGCGCAUUCCAAAUAGAUUCGCUAUUGCCGGACGAUCGAGCGUGUCUCAACAGUUUUGGUAUAGAACCUCACAACAGCGGUAUGUGCCUUGGAGGCGAACACAUGAAGGUGAGCGAUAUGGUGCAUUCAUGUGGGCCCCGAAUUCGAUCUCUGUGGCGCUUUUUACGUGUUGGACAUCGAUCCCCGAACGCAGCUAAACCAGCCGAUGUCAACUCACUAAUAUGUGAGGAUGAAGAGGAAUGCUUCGUAAGCAUCGAAUAUAGGAUACAUCAUGACAGAAUAACAUUUUCUCUACACGAACCUUCAAGAGGUCAAACAUUCAAGAGUGCUUUGAAGCGAGAAGUGGCUAGUGAGGAUGAAAAUAAAAUCCCAGUCAAAAGCGAGACUCGGGCGCCACAUAACGUUCGACGGCCCAAGAAAUCGCAUGAUGAUGACCAAAAUCAACGAAAAAAAAUCAAAGUUAGGUCCAGGAAAGUGGUCGAAGGCAAGGGUAUUGUUAAGGAACGUAAUGAUUCAGGGUACGUCAGCAGACGAGGAAUUAAAAAUAAAAUAAAAAUUAAAGAGGAUAUAUCGGAUAAUGCAUCAGAUUGAAUUGUUUAUUGUUUUAUAAAAAAAUAUUUGUAAUUAAUAUUGUUUCAUU
Messenger RNA from Leptidea sinapis, 1125 nucleotides. RefSeq lists its product as uncharacterized. Bases 30 to 1076 code for a protein of 348 amino acids. NCBI's taxonomy places the organism in Eukaryota, Metazoa, Arthropoda, Insecta, Lepidoptera, Pieridae. The transcript has 4 exons. The record is from RefSeq and is a predicted model, not a curated record.